Messenger RNA from Callorhinus ursinus (northern fur seal), 810 nucleotides. RefSeq names its product stathmin domain containing 1 (gene STMND1). The record is from RefSeq and is a predicted model, not a curated record. Gene Ontology annotation, biological process: regulation of microtubule polymerization or depolymerization. Lineage: Eukaryota; Metazoa; Chordata; Mammalia; Carnivora; Otariidae.
AUGGGCUGCGGACCUUCCCGGGCUGCUGAAGACCAGAGACGCGUGCCCGCGCCCAGGAAGGGCUGGGAGGAGGGAUUUAAGGCUGAUGUCGGUGGGACUCAUUCCAGGGAGGACAGCAGGCCCCAGGAUGAAGCUGCACUACCCAAGGACACUGUGGGCAGCCCCGACAGCCUGGAAAACCAGGCUCCAUUGGGAAGCUUACCUGGAACCAUACCAGAAAGUUCCCCAGCUCUUAGUGAAAGAAACAGAAGAAUAAAUUCAGACCUAGUGACCGGAUUAAUCCGUAAACCCCAACCCCUAGAGAGCCAAGAGAGACAAAAGUCAUCAGACAUUCUGGAGGAAUUAAUUGUUCAAGGAAUAAUACAAAGCCACAGCAAAGUAUUUGGAAAUGGAGAAUCUUAUGAUGUCAUGGUAAACACGACUCCGCUGAGAAAGCCACCAGCCAGGCUGAAAAAGCUUAAGCUCAAAAUGGAAGCAAAAGCAUUCACAGUGAACGACCUGGAAGAGAAGAUGCAGGCGGUGGAGAGGCGCAGGAAGACUAAAGAAGAAGACAUAAGGAAAAGGCUGAGGAGCCACCGACUUUUGGCCAAUCAUCCAGAUGCAGCGGAACCGGUUGGGGCUGAGGUUCCCUCUGCCAAAGGACUCGACACAGUGACCUCUGCUGAGUUUGAGCCGGCCCACCUGCAGGGAGCAAAGCCUCUGAAGAGGAAGAACAGUGCAACCUCUAGUGAAAGAAACUUCAGUUACGAAGGACUUGGGGUGGUGGAGUCAGACCGGUCCUACAACCAAGCGGAUGAUGCAUUUGAAUAA